UCGCACUUUACACUUAAAUUUUUCACGAUAACACCGUAGAAAAAUUGUAGCGUUCUCGUAACGAUCACGUAAGCUUCGCAGCGCAGGAAAGCCAACGUACUUGAACGACCUAGAGAACAUUCGAGUAACAAGUGAAUCCUUCUACAUUUCUCAAAUAUCGCGAUCGUAAAACCGAUGAUACUGGCUACACUCGAAAGUCGAAAACCGAUCGGAGUAGCGCGUGUUUAUUUGGCGAUCACGCACGUCCGAUAAGAGGUACACUUCCGGCGGCAUGUGCAGCGUGUGCUGUGCAGUGUGCGAAAAGUAAACAAUAGGAUUGGCGACGCCGACGACGAGCGACGUGCGACGAGCAGAGAAGACGAUCGAGCAAUCAAAAGGAGAUUUCGAUUCUUUGGCGAAGAAGUGUUUUCUCGACGGCGGCUAUCAAGGGAUAAUCAUCGAAAUACGACGAGUCUCAACGGCGAUAGAACCUAACCUCGUUUUACCGCCACGCUGCCCAAGUAUGAGCCAGACCUCGCGGAGAAUCGUUGGAACGGUGCCGUGAGGAUGAAAGCUGCCGACCGUCUCAUUCCAGGGACGUACAAACACGAGGGACGAGUGCUGUCGAUCGAACGCCGAUCCGCACGUGAUCGGUGAUCGGUGUCAGCGCGGCAUGGCCAGCACGAGCGAGGAAGGAAGAAUGUACGACAAGUGUGUCAUCGGUUACUGGGUGCCCGAGAGAAAACGGCAGAAAUUCAAUUGGACCGAUUUCGAGAACAUAUGCGAGUCAGAAGGAUUUCGGUUGAAAAUGAUCGAUGUGAAUUUAAGUUUCGAGACACAGGGACCAUUACAUAUUUUCUUACACAAGCUGACAGAUAUGCAGUCACACGCAGAGAGUGGUGAUAAAAAUGCUGAAGAUAUUGUUUCGCGACUUCAGGAGUACAUUGCCAAACAUCCAGAUCUGAUCAUUAUCGAUCCUCUGGAUAAUAUUAGGAAUUUAAGUAAUCGAUGUAAAUCUUACGAAUUUAUACAAGAAGGCAUUCGGUUUAAAGAUAUAUUUACUCCUAACUUUGUAGAAAUCAAGAGCAGAAAUAUCCAUGAAAUAGCAUCAACAUUAAAAAAGCGUGGUAUUAAAUAUCCAUUUGUUUGCAAGCCGCUUCUUGCAUAUGGUUCAAGCGAUGCGCACAAGAUGAUGAUUAUCUUUAAUGAAAGGGACUUGAAAGACUGUCAACUACCUUGUGUCGCUCAGGAUUUCAUUAAUCAUAACGCUAUUUUAUAUAAAUUAUUUGUUGUGGGCGAUCGUUUUCACGUGGUCGAGCGUCCUAGCUUUAAAAAUUUUUAUGAAGAAGACUGUAAUUCGUUGAAUACAAUAUUCUUCAACUCGCACGAUAUAUCGAAAAGCUGUAGUAGAUCUAAAUGGUCUAUAUUGUCCGAAGAAGACAUUCCUUUAACUGUGAAACCAAAUUACCAAAUAUUUGAAACAAUCGUUAAGAAUAUUCGAGAGAUAUUUGGUCUUAUUCUAGUUGGAAUAGAUGUUGUAAUUGAAAAUCAUACUGGGAAGUAUGCCAUAAUAGAUGUUAAUGUGUUUCCUGGAUAUGACGGCUACCCGAAUUUUUUUGAACAUUUAAUAGAUAGUAUCAAAAAGUUGUUGGUAGAGCGAGAAAGUUUCAGGCAAAUCUCCAAGGGUUGUACAUUGAAAAAGUGUCAGAGCGAUGAUCUAGACUCUGGCUUCGAGAGUGACGAGAAGAAGAAAUAUUCUACAAAAUGAAUAUGUAACAUGUGAUGGAUAAUGUUAAUUUUAGGAUAAGCUAUAUUAGUAUUAAUCGCGGCGGUAGUAUCGGUAUCAUUUUGUAUUUGUCUAUACAUUUUUCUAACAAAAUUCGGCUCUCUUACAACUUCAUACGGUUUAAUUCUGCCAGGUAUAAUAAUUUUUUGAUAUUAAAUUUUGUAUUGCGAUUUUUAAAUCACGCAUCGCUUAUUUCAUAGAUAAUAUGAGAAUUUGAAUUAUUCGCGAAUUUGAGUCCUAUAUUUUGUAACAAAUUCCACAGUACAACAUGACUACGACUGCCAGAGAAGAUAUUUUGUACAUUUUAUGUGUAUACAAUUUGCAUUUCUGCAACGAGAUGUUAUAAAUGCCUGUGAGUUGUUGAAGAUAUUAGAUACAUAUGUAUAAUGAGAAGUAUACGGCGCGAUAUAGAAUAUACGAAUAUAGAAACAAUUAAAAUGAUUGCGACUGAGUAAAAUACCUCCAAUGUUUAAGUGUGAUUAAAUUAAUGGUUAUUUUUUAAUCGAUAAGAGAAUAACAAUACGAUUGAUAUAUUACAUAAGUAUCUAAAGAUCCAAAUACGCCAAAUACGGUCAAGGCUAGAUAUUAGAAUAAUUAUAUAAAUUCCUAAAUACAUUUAUUUCAGUCAGAUUGUGCGUCGCGUAUUGUCAGCCGUAUAACGUAAUCAUUUAAUGAAAUAAUAAUCUUUAUUAAAAAA
This is a messenger RNA of Atta colombica, 2462 nucleotides long. Its product is annotated as inositol-tetrakisphosphate 1-kinase-like. Gene Ontology annotation, molecular function: ATP binding; inositol-1,3,4-trisphosphate 5-kinase activity; inositol-3,4,5,6-tetrakisphosphate 1-kinase activity. NCBI's taxonomy places the organism in Eukaryota, Metazoa, Arthropoda, Insecta, Hymenoptera, Formicidae. Gene Ontology annotation, cellular component: cytoplasm. The transcript has 5 exons. The record is from RefSeq and is a predicted model, not a curated record. The coding region runs from base 653 to 1747 and encodes 364 amino acids. Gene Ontology annotation, biological process: inositol trisphosphate metabolic process.